Molecule: messenger RNA, 1641 nt
Organism: Daphnia pulex (common water flea)
Lineage: Eukaryota; Metazoa; Arthropoda; Branchiopoda; Diplostraca; Daphniidae
Product: mucin-5AC-like
Exons: 11
Coding region: 89-1519 (476 amino acids)
Cellular component (GO): extracellular region
Molecular function (GO): chitin binding
Source: RefSeq, a predicted model, not a curated record
ACACCCCGUUCAAAUCAAGGAGAAAGAAGAAAGAAGAGGGAAAUUGUUUUUUGAAACCGAAAAGAAAUUUUUACACAUCUGAUCAGUGAUGGAUUGUAAACGCGUCCGCUGCAGUUGGUUAAUGUCUUUAUCGGCUAAUGUCCCGCGAUGGAACGCGUUCUUCUUGUUGUUGGCCGUCCUGUUGUUCACGGGACAGGCCGCCACGGUCGACAUGCCGCAGAUUGGUGAUAUGGCCUCUAUCGGGUCGUCGGGUUUCUCCUGCGAAGGCAAAGUUAUCGGCGGCUACUACGCCGAUAUCGCCAGCAAAUGUCAAAUGUUUCACGUUUGCACGCUCGGACAAGAAGGUGAAAUUCAAGAUAUCAAAUUCCUCUGCCUGGCCGGAACCGUGUUCGAUCAAGAAACGAGAGUGUGCGAGAGAGUCGACGAAGUGGACUGUGCCAACUCGGAAGCCUUUUACAAUCUCAAUUUGGACCUCUACGGGCAGCACGGCCUCAUCCUUCAGACGGGCCGUAAAGUGCCGUCGGGAGAGGCAGGAUCUUUCGCCGACGAGCAGAAUCUUCAACAGACGGAUACUUUCUACGAUUACGCCGAUUACGAUGAAGUAGUCACUUCGACCGUCGCCUCCACCACGUCAACAGCCGGCACCACGUCGACGCCAGCACCAACUACCACGGAAACAACAACAACGGCGGAAGCGACAACCACAACGACCAACAGUCCAGCUCCGACUACGGUCGAGCCACCAACGUCUCCCAUCAUAUCGCAAUUACCAUCAUUUAGCCAACCGCAAAAUGAAUUAUCUGCUCCUUCCACUCUGGCGCCUCCGCUGAUUCAUUCCAGUCCAACUACUGCGCCGGAAUUCCAACCAGCACAGGAGAUUCCUCAGCCACGGCUGCCGAGUGAAAUCGCCGAAGAUGAAGAUGUCCUGAGAUUGUUGGGUCAGAUCGAGGCCGAUGUUCCUCGGAUUCCUUCGUUCGGUAAAUCAUCCGGCGGAAGCCGAGCCAACGUAUUCGUUCCUCGGGUUAGGCGGGAAGAUGCCGUCACUUCUUCAACUCCCGGCCCGAGAAGAAAUCGGACCAGGAAACCCGGCACUGGACGUCGAGGCAAUAAUCCGACGACACUUCGUUACACGUCCGAAACUCAGACUGGAAUUGUUUCGACACCGGCCGCAAUUACGGUUGAUGACAAGGGGCCAUUUACCUGCAUCGGACGCAUCAACGGAGGCUUCUACGCCGACGUGUCCAGUGGCUGCAGACGAUUCUAUACCUGUGGAGUUGGGAAAAAGAACAGAGUGGUGUCGCAUACUUUUACGUGUGGAACCGGGCUACUGUUUGACCAAGCCACGCUAACAUGUCAGGACAUUGACAAAGUGGAUUGCGCCUUGUCGCCGACUUUCUUCUAUCUAAACGAUCCUGCUCUCCGUCCAGCCGUUACAGAACCGAUGGUCACGGACACUUUUCAGUCGUUCAAAACCACCACCACCACAACACCUUCUCCUGAAGAAACAACAACAUCCUAGGAUUUGGAAUUUUUAUAUAUAAAUAAUUAAUAAGAAAGCAUUACGUUCGUUUCACCAUCGCCGGAUUGAUUAGUCUUGUGCCAUUGAUUUCCAGAUAUCAAGAAUACAUUCCUAUCAUAGAA